AUGAGCGUCGUGACGCUGGAAGAGUUCCUCGAGCUCUUAAAUGAGGAGCAGUAUCUCGAUCUAAACAAGCUGCGUAAUUAUGCUCGGCAUGGAAUCCAGCCGCAAGUGCGGGGCGAGGUGUGGCUUUACCUGCUAGGCGUGCUUGCUGCGAACAAGAGUCAGGAGAUGACAACUGUGCGAAGUAAGUUUUUGGAGUACGAGAGUUUUAGCAAGCGGAUCCCCUCGGUCGAAAAGUUGAUCCGCACCGAAGUGCUGCGCUACUUUCGCCAGCGCUUCCACGUACACAAAGGCAGCCCCGAGCGCUUCGGCCUCUCUGUCAUUCGCGGCCCCCGGUCGGAGCGGGGGAGCUAUGGAGCGCCAAAGAGCGAAGCUGCCGUGCUUGAUUGUUUGUCCUACCCGCGGAUUCUGCCCUCGACGCAGUACGGACUGCUGAUCAUGCGCUCGAAUCCACCCCUGGACGAUACGCAGGCGGUGCACGCACAGCGGCGACUCUCGCAAAUUGUAGAGAAUGUGCUGUGUGCGUAUUUGAAUGGGCAGAUCGGCGUGCAAAUACGCGAAGAAGAGCAUACACUACCCGAGACCAAGCACGACGAAGACUAUGCGUCCCUGCAGCACCAGAUCGAGUCACGCAUGCCGCACGCCUACCAGUGGGCACCGCAAGCGAGCGUCGUGCCUGGAACAAGCAUUGUAGACUUUCACCCCUCGCUCGUGUACCUUUGUGUCCCCUUUGCAAUGUGUGUGCGCGCAGAGGCCGGAAUUUACUUUGCAUUUGCUCGACUUAUGACCAUGAUCGAGGAUUACAAUCGGGUGCAUCCACUGCCGCACCGUGUGGCUUCAUUUCUCACUCUUUUUCGCACGACGCUCCCCGAGCUGCACACUUACUUUGAGGCCGAGGAAGUCGACCUGGUCGCUGUGGCCACCAGCUGGCUCCAGCACCUUCUUGCCCGCGAGAUGCAAAUGGACGAUUUGAUGCGACUAUGGGAUACCUACUUUGCCGUGCCCGACUUGCUCGAUCUGCACCUCUACGUGUGCCUUGCGAUCUUAACGAAUUGCAAGGAUGCACUCGAGGAUUUGGACCGAUCAGAGACGACGAGUAUGCUUUUCUCACUACCGCCACUCGAUGUCGACCGCAUCAUUAGCGACGCGACCAACAUCCGCCUGUCCUUAGAAAACGACCAAUUGUACGAGUAA
Messenger RNA from Malassezia vespertilionis, 1191 nucleotides. RefSeq lists its product as uncharacterized. The record is from RefSeq and is a predicted model, not a curated record. Gene Ontology annotation, biological process: activation of GTPase activity. The transcript has 6 exons. Lineage: Eukaryota; Fungi; Basidiomycota; Malasseziomycetes; Malasseziales; Malasseziaceae. Gene Ontology annotation, molecular function: GTPase activator activity. Bases 1 to 1191 code for a protein of 396 amino acids.